AUGGCUCGGAAUGCAAUGGAUAAAAUGUAUAAACCAAAAUGGGAAGUUCAAAUUAAACAUAGUUCAUCAGAAACAAUAGUCAAUGACACCUGUUCAAAGCCUUACAAAGAGAUAGUACAAAGGUUAAAAAUUCCUCUUGCUCUUUACCCGGCCCCUCACUCCUUUCCUCCGAAGGCUGAUAACUGGGUAGGCGCGGCGGCGCGGGCGCAAUGCCUCCAGUUUCCCUUCCGUUGUGGCGCGGAGCGCACGUCUCGCUCAGUCAUCGUUUUAGUGAUCAUAAAAACUACGGUUCCAAUGCUUAUCAUUCCGGUAAAGGUGUUAUCAGUCUUCGGCGUGAUAACACCUGAUGUUGACAGGGCUCAGUUCCACGCUGAUGUCAUUUUGCUGAAAUUAAUAUUAAAUUGA
Leptosia nina is the source of this 405-nucleotide messenger RNA. The record is from the annotation of a GenBank genome assembly. Lineage: Eukaryota; Metazoa; Arthropoda; Insecta; Lepidoptera; Pieridae.